GCAUCCACACUUAUUGAUACUGACAUGAGAAAUCGAACUCGUUUAUACAUUUGUUUCUUCUUUAACGGAAAAUUGAUUUCCAAUUUUCUACAAUAAUUUAUGAUGCUUCAUUCAUUUUAUCAGUUUACCGAAGUUUUAUCCAAUAUUACAUUAAAUACAUUUAUUCGAGGGUGAACUUAUUUAGGGUUGUUUGCUUUUGCGAAAUGGACGGUAAAUGGAAGGAGUUAUAACUAAAUAGAUAUAAGUAACAUUUAUAAUCUUUCUUAUUUUAUUAAAUUUUAACAAUGUUUAAUAAGUUGCUGUUUGGACGGAUAAUUACACAAAUACUAUGUGCAGCCAUAUGGCAUUGUUUAAAUCAUUAUGCUUAUCCAGAUGCAAUAUUUUUAGCAGAAAGAUUAUGUGCAGAAGUUGAUACAGAAGAAACUUUAUUCCUUUUGGCGACUUGUUAUUAUCGAUCAGGUCGAAUUAGGCAAGCUUAUGCGUUACUUUCUAAAAAAGCUCCAAGCUCUGCGCAGUGCAGAUUUCUGUUAGCGAAAUGUUGUUACGAUUUAGAAAAAUAUGCAGAGGCGGAAGCAGCCAUAAUAGGGGGAUAUUAUAAACAGUUGAAAAAUUUAGAGGAAAUUUCCACUCAGUUCGGCGAACAUGCUUGUUUUUCUCUUCAGAUUAUAGCAAAAAUUUAUUAUAAAAUGAUGCGUACCUCAAAGGGAAAUGAUGCCCAUAAAUUGGCUUUAAAGUUAAAUCCAUUUCUUUGGCAUUCGUUUGAAGAAUUAUGCAACGUCGGCGAAGUGGUAGAUCCUGCUAAAGUUUUUCAGUUAGAUAAGUUAGACAAUUUUGCCAUGUGCCAUGGUAGUACACCUACUCCUAAUUACGCGACCGAAUCUGAUCUCAUUCUACCUAUUAAUAAUUCGAAUGGCACACCUACGAUAAAUGGCAUUAAUGUAACUCCUGGACAAAUGACAACAGCAUCGACUAUAAUAAAUGGCAUAGGUUCUGGUAUACGGUUAUAUUCUUCCAUAGAUGAAAGUCCCCAAAGUUUACAUUAUAGUAAUUGCUCUUCGAUAUCACCAAGGGCUAAACUUCCACGAUACCGUAGUAUGUUUAGUAACACGAUGAGUCCUCUUACUCCGAGUUUUGGUAUCUUACCACUGGAAAGCAAUACACCUGAACCAACAGUUUUACCUUCGCAUACGACUCUUACAGAAGCUAACGAUCAGAAAAGUUUAGCGAAACGUGUUAGUAGUUUAAGGGCUCAUGUUGGGCAAUUAAUGUCAAGGAAAGAUACACCUUUGCAACAAGGAAAACCAGUAUUUUCACAAUCUGGAAAUACCAGUAACAGCGCGAAUAUUGUAACAGUAACGCCUACUACCCCAACACCGACACCACCAACACUACAAGGUACUAACGUCAGACGUUCAUCCCGACUCUUCAGCCAUAGCUACUCGGUUAAGGAAAAUAAUAAAUCUCCAAACAGAAAUAAAUUUGCCACUCCUAAGUCUCCAUCUCGGAAGACGAAAGCCAGACUUUCGAAAACUAAUUUAAACAAAACUAAUUUUAACGAAUUAAAUGAGAGAAAUCGAAACGAGAAAGAGAAAAGUGAAACUAUUACAUCAGAAAAGGCUGUAGCUAGUGUAAAUGCUUUAAAUAAUCAAAGCAAUGCUAAUAUUUGUGCGGUAACGCUUCAAAAACAAUGUGCUGAAGGUUUAAUGUCACUGUUACGUGAGUUAGGAAUGGCGUAUCAACACUUGAGUCAAUUUAAUUGUACCCAAGCUGUCGAGAUACUAAGUGUUCUUCCAGCACAACAUUAUAACACAGGCUGGGUACUUUCCAUGUUAGCUCGUGCACACUUUGAAAUGGUAGAUUAUAAGAAAGCUGCUAGUUAUUUUUCUGAAGUGAGACAUUUGGAACCUCAAAGGACUGAACUUAUGGAAAUUUAUAGCACUGUUUUGUGGCAUUUACAUGCUGAAGUGCAAUUAUCCACUCUUGCACAAGAACUUGUUUCCGAGGAUCGUAAUUCACCGGCUGCUUGGUGUUCAACGGGAAAUUUAUUUUCUGCACAAACAGAACACGAGACAGCAAUUAAAUUCUUCCAAAGAGCUAUUCAGGUAGAUCCAAACUUCCCGUAUGCCUAUACGCUACUUGGCCAUGAAUAUGUGAUGACAGAAGAAUUGGAUAAGGCCAUUACUGCGUUUCGCAAUGCCAUUAGGCUCGAUCCUAGGCAUUACAAUGCAUGGUUUGGAUUGGGAACAAUAUUCUCGAAACAGGAACAAUACAGUUUGGCAGAAUUGCAUUUUAAACGUGCAUUACAAAUAAAUCCACAAAAUUCAGCGAUAAUGUGCCACAUAGGUGUUGUACAACAUGCAUUAAAGAAAACUGACCAAGCUUUAAAGACUUUGAAUACCGCAAUUGCAAACGAUCCCGACAAUACUUUAUGCAAAUUUCAUCGUGCGACUAUAAACUUUUCAAUUGGUCGGCACACCGAAGCGCUUAGGGAAUUUGAAGAAUUAAAAAAUAUUGUACCCAAAGAGUCUCUAGUCUAUUAUUCGAUAGGAAAGGUACAUAAAAAGUUGGGUAAUACGCAUCUUGCGUUAAUGUAUUUUAGUUGGGCGACAGAUCUGGACCCAAAAGGUGUUAACAGUCAAAUUAAAGAAGCUAUAUCGAGUCCGGGUCAAGGUGACGAAGAAUCUCCGACUCCUCAGUCAGACGAACAACAGUUGCAAAAUAAUUCAAUGGAACAAGAGAUUGAAACUAAUAGAGAAGGAAGUGCCGCUGGCUUGGCCGCAAAUGCAUCAGUGGAAGCUCAUGCCGACGAUAGCGACGAUAGUUUAUGAAGAUAUCCAACUGUGUGCAAAAUUGCUAUAAAAUGAAGCAUUAUUGCGCGUUGCUAUUCGUAUUGAUCGGUUUGAUCCAUUUCUUCGAUUCAUACUUUUCGCGUGCACUCGACAAUUUCAUUUGAAUUACCGCUUUCUCGUUAGACUUUUUUUGAUAUUCGUAUCUUUCUUAAUCUCAUAGUUGCAUCCUUUGAAAAAUUUAGAACUCUAUUUUUUUCACGUUUUUCUGAAUUACUCUUUUUUAAAAAGAAAAGAAAAGAGGGAAAUACUUUCAAAACGAUCGGUGUUCUCUAAAAGAAAGAGAAAUUCCGCGAAACAUCCGUUUCAUCGAUUUGUACAUUACGCGUUUCUCUGUAUAUUUUUUUAUGAUUAUUUAUCUUAUUUUUUUAUAUAUAUAUAUAUACAUACAUCCAUACACAUACAUACAUAAAUAAUAGUGUUUAGUCACACUUUCGUUAAGGAUUUACGGUUCAGUACAGACUGUAUUGUAUGAAUGAGUGUAAACACAUAAGCAUGUCGUAAGUAGAUAGGAAAUAUAAUUAAUUAAUUAAGUGAAAUAAGUAAGAAGAAAGUGUAAAUGUAAAUUAUUAUUAAUAUUAUUAUUAUUAUUGUAUUAUCAAUGUUAUUAUCAUUAGUGCUAUCAGUACUAUUAUCCAUCUAAUUACCGUUGUUGAUUUAGUGAUUACGAAAACUAUUUUUGGCCAUGUGGAUGGCCAUUGGACGAUCGUGCAAUUCUCGUCAUGAAGUAUACACUCAUUGAUGGGUCAAUCUUGAUCGGAACUGAUAUCAUAUAAAAAUUGUACGCGUUAUCUCACUGGGAAAAAACAUACCAUGGACGAGUGGAAAAAAUUAAUUCAUAUUCGAAACUGUUGAGCAAAGUGUCUCAAAAGUCUAUCGCAUAUCUUUAUCGAUGAAACCCUGCUAUUGUUCUAAAUAAAUGUAUUCUACAAUUAUGAAUUCGCUGUAUAAUAAUUGAUCAAUUAUUUCUAUUAAUUUAACUUUACAUUGUCCAACAUUAUCUCCUCUCUUAUCACAUAGUUUGACAAUCUUUUUUCUGAUAAUCAUUCAAAUGUUUUCUUUCUUUCCUUCUUUAUAAUAUAUCUACUUUUUCGUUUGGGCGAUUCAAUAAAUUUCUGCUAUAGACUUUAUUUGAGACCCCAUUGUUCAUCGAAUUAUUUCGUACUGCAUGCGACCAAAAAUCUCUGUAUCGUUGCACAAUGUUCAUGAAAAUACUAAAUGCGUUAACGUGUUACCAGAAUUUAUACUUAGACUUAUAUUAUUCUCUUGGUAGAAUGAUAACGUUGCAAGAAAUUGUUUUAUCGGGAAGGUAGCAUUUUAUAUUGCAUAAGAAAGGAAAGAAAAAGAUGAUGAAAAGAACAGAGACGAAAUGGCUGAUUUAAAAUUUUAUGUGUGUAUAAUAUAUAUACGGUAUAUAUUUUUUCUUUAAUUAAAGCGUAUUUUAACUGUUCAAACUUUAUAUAUUGUUUAUAAGGAUUGAUUUCCUUAUGAGUUCUUAACACGUUCUUUGGUUUUACACCUGCUAUGAAAUUUCGAAUAAUUUUAAUUUAAUUUAAACUAUAAAUGAUAAUUUAUUGAUAUUUAAAGAACUGAAAACGAGCUGUAUUUUCUUUUAAGAUUUCUGUAAGUAGAGAGAUCAGAAUUUUGUUUUUUGUCUUACAGAAAGUCUGGUCAGAGGUAUUUAAUCAGAGAAAUGUGUAUUUAAUAAGGCUGAUAAGUAGACUUUUAAUAAUUUUUUCCAAAGAAUUGAAUAAUUAUAUGGGUUUAAGUAAAGAUACGCUUUUUCUUUCUUUCAUUUUACAUCCUUGUUUUCUUUCUUCUUUUUUAGUUUAAUGUUAUUUAUUUGAGCCAUGUAAGUUUAAUAUUUCAUAACUUGUUCAAAUAUCAUUAGCACGAUGUGUAUUCAUAUUUUUGUUAUGUAACUGUCGUUAUCAUGGAUGCUAUUUAAGUCAGUGUUUGCUCGAUGGAAGUAAAAGGUGGACGUUUUGCGACAUUUCUGUGUGAAUUGUAGUAAUUAGGAAAAGAAAUGUAUUUAUUUCCCUCUA
This is a messenger RNA of Osmia lignaria (orchard mason bee), 4891 nucleotides long. It is a transcript of the gene Cdc27, whose product is annotated as cell division cycle protein 27. Gene Ontology annotation, molecular function: protein binding. Lineage: Eukaryota; Metazoa; Arthropoda; Insecta; Hymenoptera; Megachilidae. The record is from RefSeq and is a predicted model, not a curated record. Gene Ontology annotation, biological process: anaphase-promoting complex-dependent catabolic process; protein ubiquitination; cell division. Gene Ontology annotation, cellular component: anaphase-promoting complex; cytoplasm.